Molecule: messenger RNA, 453 nt
Organism: Suillus fuscotomentosus
Lineage: Eukaryota; Fungi; Basidiomycota; Agaricomycetes; Boletales; Suillaceae
Product: NADP-dependent oxidoreductase domain-containing protein
Exons: 4
Cellular component (GO): cytoplasm
Source: RefSeq, a predicted model, not a curated record
AAACUAAAAACUUUAAAUACGGCUCGUGAACUUGGAAUCAAAAUCAUUGCCUACUCGCCUCUUGGGCGUAGUUCGAUCACGGGUAAGUAUCGCAGACCAAAAUAUCCAGAUGACUUCGAAACUAAUGAUUUCAGGAGGAUGAUUCCCAGAUACUCAAAGGAAAACUUCCCGAACAUCUUGAAACUGGCAGAUGACCUCAAGAGAGUAGGCGAGCAAUAUAAUUCUACCGCUGGACAGGUCGCGUUGGUGUGGUUUCUUGUCCAAGGUGAAGAUGUCAUCCCCAUUCCGGGUACAAAGAAGGUCAAGUAUCUCGAGGAGAACCUCAGUGCUAUCAACGUGUCGUUGAGUCCUGAAUCAGUCCAGGAAGUACGUGUUAUCGCGGAGAAGGCUGUUUGGGUGGUUGGGGAUCGCUAUCCUCCAGCGGCCAUGAAGGCGCUGUAUGCAGAGACCCCA